CGGAAAAUUGGACUGAAACUCAGAGAUCGAGCUUGUCUGCCCGCUGAUUUGUGACCUCGCCGUGUUUGGUGUGAAGAGCCAUGAGCCUGUCCGUGAUGAGCGCGGGGCCGUUCAGGAAGCCGCUCCACAUGCGCGCCCCGCCGGUGCCGCAGGGCCGCAGACACACGCUGCCCGCCAGCGAGUUCCGCUCCCUCAGCCCGGAGGACGCCAUCAGCGUGUUCGAGAUCGAAAGAGAAGCCUUCAUCUCGGUGUCCGGCGAGUGUCCCCUCCACCUGGACGAGGUGCGUCACUUCCUCAGCCUGUGUCCCGAGCUGUCUCUUGGCUGGUUCGAGGAGGGCCGGCUGGUGGCGUUCAUCAUCGGCUCACUGUGGGACCAGGAGCGGCUUACCGAGGACGCCCUCACGCUGCACAAGCCGCACGGCACCACGGUCCACAUCCACGUCCUGGCCGUCCACCGCACCUUCCGCCAGCAGGGGAAGGGCUCCAUCCUCAUGUGGCGCUACCUGCAGUACCUCCGCUGCCUGCCCUUCGUCCGCCGCGCCGUGCUCAUGUGCGAGGACUUCCUGGUUCCCUUCUACCAGAAGUCCGGCUUCAAGGUGCAGGGCCCCAGUCAGAUCACGGUGGGGCCCCUGACCUUCAUUGAGAUGAUGCACCCAGUCAGGGGCCACGCCUUCAUGCGCCGCAACAGCGGAUGCUGAGGACCAGGAUGAGCUCUGUCAUGGUGGACGCACCCACACCAGUGUGAAAACAAGUUUGAGUAAUUUUGUUGUGCGAUCAGUGGUUGUGAUCAUCGCCGGGAGGGAAAGUCGUUCAGCAGGCGGCGAGCUGAAAGACGGACCCAGAGACUAAACGAAGGUCCUGAUUUGUCGUUUGGGUUUUCAUCAAUGUCAAAAUCACCGAGCAAAGAAUGUAAACACUUAAGUUGUUUUUUGUUGUUGUUGUUGUUGUUGUUAAAAAGUAUUUACAUUUUUAUCUGGAUAAAUGCUGGACGUUUAUUCAUCUUGCAGAGUAGCGAGCAGAUGCCUUUCUUUUUUUUGUCUUGCACUGUUUUACAUAUGUUUGUAUCUAACAUGGUGACUCCAAAUAAGGACAUAAUUAGUUAAAUAUUUUCAUGCUUUAGUAAAAUUACAAAAUGUUAACAAAAUGCUACAAGAGGCUGUACGAGCAUAUUUUUCUGUUUUAAACUCAGAUUUGUACAAGUAUAUACAAAAAAAAAAUCUGAUGAACAAUGAUGCUUAUCUGAACAGUGUCUCUGUUAGAUUCGCGAAUAGUCACCACCUUU
Messenger RNA from Salarias fasciatus (jewelled blenny), 1282 nucleotides. RefSeq names its product arylalkylamine N-acetyltransferase 1 (gene aanat1). Gene Ontology annotation, cellular component: cytoplasm. The coding region runs from base 81 to 698 and encodes 205 amino acids. The record is from RefSeq and is a predicted model, not a curated record. The transcript has 3 exons. Gene Ontology annotation, biological process: circadian rhythm; response to light stimulus. NCBI's taxonomy places the organism in Eukaryota, Metazoa, Chordata, Actinopteri, Blenniiformes, Blenniidae. Gene Ontology annotation, molecular function: aralkylamine N-acetyltransferase activity.